CCUUCGCAACCCAUCCACGCACCACCAUGGCCGAUCCCUUUGCCGACCGCGCCGCGCUCGACGCCAACCCCUUUGCCGACCCGUCGGUGCAGGGCGCACUGGCCGGCUCGCGCACCUUCGAGGCCGACGACGACACGCCGUACGGCCACUCGUACGCCAGCACGCCGCAGCCCAAGGGCGCCUACGAGACCGACGACCCGUACGGCACCAGCGGCGGCACCAGCGGCAGCGGCGCCAAUGCCCGCGCAGAGGAGCUGCGGCGGCGGGAGCAGGAGCUGGAGCGCAGAGAGGCGGAGCUGGCCAACCGGGCGGAGAACAUCCGGAAACACGGCCGCAACAACUGGCCCUUCUUCUUCCCUCUGAUCUUCCACGACAUCGACGCCGAGAUCCCGCCAGACUCGCAGCAGAUCAUGCACCACCUCUACUGGCUCUGGCUCGUGCUUGCCGGGACGCUCGUGGUCAAUGUGGUCGCAUGCGUCUUCCUGAUCACGCGUGGCUCGGACGGCAUCAAGGACAUCAUCACGAGCUGCGUGUACCUGCCGGUGAUCAGCGUGCUGAGCUUUCUGCUGUGGUACCGGCCGGUGUACAAUGGCUUUAUGAAGGAGCACUCGAUCUUCUACUACUUGUACUUUGUCUUCUGCGGUUUCCAUCUCGUCUUCUCUCUCUACCUGUUCCUCGGCAUCCCCUCGACCGGCUCGUGCGGACUGCUGAACACGAUCUACAGCUUCACGGACGAGAGCAAGCGCAUCGUCGCCGGCAUUCUUGGUUGCAUCGUCACGGUCGGCUUCGCAGUGCAGGGCCUUGGCAACCUGUGGUACUACCGGCAGAUCUGGCAGCACAACAAAGAGCAGGGUCACACGUUCGCCCAGGCCAAGUCCGAGUUCGCAGCGCACGGCGCCAAGGCGUACUUCACGCGUGGCUCCCAGGUCUAAGCGCAGCGUCGAUGGGCCCAGCGCCAGGUCUACUGCCUGGCUGGCUCAUUUACAGCUCUCAUCUGG
Molecule: messenger RNA, 998 nt
Organism: Tilletiopsis washingtonensis
Lineage: Eukaryota; Fungi; Basidiomycota; Exobasidiomycetes; Entylomatales
Product: scamp-domain-containing protein
Exons: 13
Coding region: 27-932 (301 amino acids)
Biological process (GO): protein transport
Cellular component (GO): recycling endosome membrane; trans-Golgi network membrane
Source: RefSeq, a predicted model, not a curated record